AUGCCUUCCGUAAACCAACUAGGCCACAAUUUGGCUAAACUUCUAGGCAUAAAGCUCGAGGAUCCUGAAGGCGAAACCGUAACCAGCGGAGAGUCGAUCCUUUCGGCCAACACCGCCGAUGGCUUCAUCGAGCGGCAACCUACAAGUAGAGAAUGGCUGGCCGAUAUCGCACCGUCGAGGCGCGAUCUAGCCGCCUACCUCCGUUCUCUGUUCCCAUUUCUGUCCUGGAUCUGGUUCUACAACCUGCAAUGGUUCAUUGGCGAUCUCGUCGCGGGUGUCACCAUCGGUGCCGUCGUGGUGCCGCAAGGCAUGGCCUACGCAAAGUUGGCUAGCCUCCCAGUAGAAUUUGGGCUAUAUUCGUCAUUCAUGGGAGUUCUCAUCUACUGGUUUUUCGCGACCUCGAAGGAUAUCACCAUCGGACCUGUUGCCGUCGUAUCCACCGUUACUGGGAAUGUCGUCGCCAAUGCCGUCGAGAGGCUUCCGCAAUAUACCGACACUCCGUGGGUCAUCGCGAGCGCGCUCGCUCUCGUGUCUGGCGCCGUCGUGCUUUUCAUCGGGCUCAUCCGGUGCGGUUGGAUCGUCGAACUGAUACCGCUGGUGUCUCUCGCUGCCUUCAUGACGGGAUCGGCCAUUAAUAUUGCCGCUGGCCAAGUCCCCACGAUGAUGGGCAUCACCGGCUUCUCCACUAGAGAUUCGACGUACCUCGUCAUCAUCAAUACCCUGAAAAACCUAGACAAGUCGGACUUAAACGCGGCUAUGGGCCUGACCGCGCUCGUGAUGCUCUAUCUUAUCCGGUUUUCGUGCUCGGGGGCGGCGAAGAAGUUUCCCAACCAUCACAAGUUAUUCUUCUUCCUAUCCACGUUGAGGGCCGUCUUUGUUAUCCUGCUGUACACCAUGAUCAGUUGGCUGGUCAAUAUGAACCGCCGCAAAAACCCGGCUUUUGCAAUUCUGAAAGAUGUUCCCGGAGGUUUUCGGCACGCUGCCGUUCCCACCCUCAAUUCUGACAUCAUUGAGUCAUUUAUUAGUGAGCUACCUGCGACAGUUAUUGUUUUGCUCAUAGAACAUAUUGCCAUUUCGAAAUCUUUUGGUCGUGUUAACAAUUACACGAUCAACCCCUCACAGGAGAUGGUUGCCAUCGGCGUAACCAACGUCCUGGCCCCCUUUCUUGGCGGCUUUCCGUCGACUGGCUCGUUUAGUCGUACUGCGAUCAAGUCGAAAGCUGGUGUCCGGACCCCCUUUGCCGGUGUAAUCACCGCGAUCGUGGUGCUGCUGGCCAUCUAUGCGUUGACCGCCGUCUUCUAUUAUAUCCCUUCCGCAUCCCUUGCCGCGGUGAUUAUCCAUGCCGUCGGAGACCUGAUCACGCCCCCAAAUACGCUCUACAAAUUCUGGAGGGUAUCGCCUAUCGAGGUCUUUAUCUUCUUCGUCGGCGUGAUCACCACCGUCUUCUCCACCAUCGAAAACGGCAUCUACGCCACCGUCUGUAUCUCCUUCGCCGUGUUCAUAUUUCGAGUCCUAAGAUCACGCGGCAGAUUCCUUGGCAGGGUCCAGGUGCACUCGGUGCUUGUCGACCGGCUCAUCGGCAGCGACAACAGCGUGGUAGGCAAAUACGGCACCUUCAAUGUGGCCGAUUCUAGCCUGUCGCCGCCCACGCGCAACAUUUUUCUCCCUAUCGAUCACGGGGACGGUUCAAACCCCGCGAUUAAGGUUGCCAGUCCCUCCCCCGGCGUCUUUAUCUACCGCUUUUCUGAGGUAUUCAAUUAUCCUAGCGCCAGCAGUACCCUGGAUUAUCUGACAAGGCACAUACUUGGCCAUACGCGGCGCACCGAAUCAGAUGUCUACUUACGCCCUGGCGACCGGCCGUGGAACGAUCCGGGUAAUAUGGGGAAGCUUGGAGAAGACAGCCUGCUGCCGACGUUGAAAGCCGUCAUCCUAGAUUUCAGCUCGGUCAACAACGUCGAUGUUACUUCGGUGCAGCAGCUGAUCGACGUUCGCAACCAGCUAGACCGGUACACAGCGCCGGAUGUCGUGGACUGGCACUUCGCAUGCAUCAGCAAUCGGUGGACGAAGCGGGCGCUCGUAUCCGCCGGGUUCGGCUACCCGACGCCGCGGCCGGAUGGCUUGCACUCGCGGUGGAAGUCUAUCUUCAGCGUCGCCGAGAUUGGCGGCUCAGACUCGGCCGCGGCCGCGGCCGAGUACGACGCCAACGAGAAGGAGAUCCGCACACACUCCCUACCUACCACUGUGCCGAGCUCGACCAGCCUAUUCCACGCCUCUCUGGGCACGAGCGCAGCCUCAAGCAUCACCAAAGCUGUCCCGAAGUACAAGGGGAUUGAGGUAGGCAACAGAGGGGAGUCUAGGCGGGUAACCGUGCACGGGCUCAACCGCCCGCUCUUCCACGUCGACCUCACGAGCGCGCUGCAGAGCGCCAUCGCGAACGUGCAGGCCCGGGACGACAUCGAGGCCUCCGGUGGGCCCCACGUCAGCAUGACGGUAUGA
This is a messenger RNA of Durotheca rogersii, 2496 nucleotides long. Its product is annotated as putative sulfate permease. Gene Ontology annotation, cellular component: membrane. Lineage: Eukaryota; Fungi; Ascomycota; Sordariomycetes; Xylariales; Xylariaceae. The coding region runs from base 1 to 2496 and encodes 831 amino acids. Gene Ontology annotation, molecular function: secondary active sulfate transmembrane transporter activity. The transcript is spliced from 4 exons. Gene Ontology annotation, biological process: transmembrane transport. The record is from RefSeq and is a predicted model, not a curated record.